CAGUUCCCGUUUGUUGCCAGUGGCUCUUUGCAGACGGUUUUCAUGUUUCAGAUGUAAACCAGCAGCAAACUGAAGUAGUAACGUGAAGAACCAUGCCAGCAUCACAUGUGCUGGGUUCAAGGAUAUUAAACAUUUUGUCCGCUGCAUCAGAACACCCAAGGGAUUGGAAGUUGUGAAGAGGUUGCGAGUCAGCCUGCGGCUUUUCUUUCAGUGGAAGCUCAGCAGCCAUCUGUGGUCCCAUUCACUAGUACUGACCAUACUGGUUGAUUGUUUUACUUUAUUGUACUGAUCAGAAACUGAUUUGGAAUAGAAACACUCUAGAGCUGAAAGAAACUUAAAUUAUGGGAGGCAAGCUGAGUAAAAAGAAGAAGGGCUACAAUGUGAAUGAUGAUAAAGCUAAGGACAAAGAUAAGAAGGCAGAAGGAGCAGCAGCUGAGGAAGGUGAGGCUGCAAAAGAAAAUAAAGAGGAAAUUCCAGCCACAACAGAGGCUAGUGAUACAAAGGAAACUAAAGAAUCUACAGAAAAUAAAGAUGAUAAAAAUGACAAAACUGAGCAGGCAGCUGCUAGCAAAACAGAAGAAAAGAAAACAGAAGAUAAAACAGCAAAUCAAGAAGAACCUAAAAAGUCUGAAACUGAGAAGCCCCAGUCAAGUGCUGAAACAAAAUCAGAGGCACAAAAUACAGAAUCUAGUACAACCAAGCCAGAAGAGCAGGUUUCUGCACCAGCAACAGCUGUAGCUUCUGAAGCUCCCAAAGCUUCAGAGGUCAGUGAAGAAGCAAAGGCUCCCAAGCCUUCAGAACCUCAGGCUUCUGAAGUUGCAGCAGCUGAAAAACCUGAAGAAAAGGGCAGUGAAGGAGAGGCUCAGGCAUCCAAGUCGGUCUCCCCAGCUGCUCCCACUGCUACUCCAGCUGCUCCUACAGCCCAGGAAACUAAAAGUGAACCUGCUCCAGCUUCAGACUCAAAACCUAGUGAACCUGUUUCAGAGAAGGAUGCUCCAGCAGGAGAUGCACCUAGUUCUACCCCUGCUCCUUCAGAGAGUGUAGCACCAGAUGAUGACGGCAAAGCUUCAGAAGUCCCUGUGGUUAACUCGGAUCAAACCGUAGCAGCACAAGAGUAAUGGACAGCCUUGUCAGUAAUCACCGAAACCCACAUUUUGUUUUUUUUUUCUUUUUCAGCUGUACUAACAAACUUGAUCCCAGUCCAUGUAACCACAACUACAUGACCAGACAGGACUUUCUGAGCCUGGAAGAAAUAAUGCAUAAGGAGGUAUAAAAUGCAGCAUUAAAAAUAAAAAAAGAUGGACUUUUAAGGAAGUCUGAAAUAGUUAAAUGGUGGUCUCUGCUGAUCAGCUGUGAAUGCACUUCAUUAACAUAUAUCAAAACCAAAUUCUUUUCAGAAGUGAUGUUUGAUUCUGCCCUAUGGGCUAGUGCCAAGGCAAUCAGAUAUUCUUAACAGCAGUAUUUUGUGUUUAUUUGCAGCCUGUCUUCAUUCUGUGGAUGACUGCCAAUUUUCAGACAAAACAUCUCCUUUCUCUUUAGCCUUCUGUUAUCUUUCUGAGUGCCAAUCUGAUCCAACUUGGUUACCUCCCAAGUGGUUUUGGACUAACAAACAUAUCCAUCAUACUUAGGGUACCUAGAUUAUUUUCUCCUAAUGAGUUACUGCAUGUCUGUGGUUGGGUGCACCUGUAGUUCUGUUUUAUCAGUCAGUGGAAAUGAAAAAGUCUGCCUUCAUUGCAAAUCAGUGUCUCUGACACCAUCACACUGCUCAUUGAUUAAAAAGAAAAAAAGAAAAAAAUAUGGAUGCAUUGAAUUAAAUGUAAUUGUAUAAAUGGUGCAACAGUAAUAAAAAGUUAUGUAAUUUA
Molecule: messenger RNA, 1862 nt
Organism: Protopterus annectens (West African lungfish)
Lineage: Eukaryota; Metazoa; Chordata; Ceratodontiformes; Protopteridae
Gene: BASP1
Product: brain abundant membrane attached signal protein 1
Exons: 3
Coding region: 342-1118 (258 amino acids)
Source: RefSeq, a predicted model, not a curated record